UCCAACUAUAUGAUGUAUUGAAAAUAGGAUGGUCUUACAAGUUUCCUCGCAACGUUUUCCUUAAUGUUUAAAACACUCGGUAUUCAGUAUAGGUAGAUACUAUAGGAACAUAAUCGUCGAAAACUCGUUGGUAUGUACAAAGCACGACUAAAAUUCAACUACGUGCCCGAUAUCGGCAGUUCGGCACACUAACUAUUCACUAGACAAUCGAGGCAAUUUCAUUAAUUCAGGAGUUUUUUCAAUCAUUCACUUUAUCACUACACUAUUUUUAUUUCAUCAAAAACUGACAACACAAGAAACGUCAGUUGACUUCGUCUAAUAAAAAAUCCGAGUAGUUUUUAAUUGAUAGGUUGCAAAGCGUCAACAAUCAACAUCAAGAAGUAAUAGUGUUCUGUGAUCAACAUAUUAAUAACUAUUAAAAUGGCCAACGACAGGGAGGUACUUCGAGAAAUAUGGGAUGGAAAACUACCGAUAUGUUUUCAUCUUGCUCAAGAAGAAAUAAUGGAAAUUCAACAACCUGAUCCAUUUUACGUUAUGGUGCCUCGACUUAGCUACUUUCCUCUUGUCAUCGAUAAGAUGAAACGUCACUUUCUCCGAUUCAUAUCACAAGAGAAUUCUGAUAGUGAAAUGUGGUUGGACUUUAAUGGGCAACCCUUGAAAUGGCACUAUCCCAUAGGAUUUUUGUACGAUUUGUAUUGUGGUAAUGAUCCUCAACUACCCUGGACUUUGACAGUACACUUCACAAAGUUCCCUGAAGACAUUCUUCUUCAUUGCCCAAACAAAGAUGUAGUAGAAGCACAUUAUAUGUCUACAGUGAAAGAGGCUGAUGUACUGAAACACAGAGGACAAGUGAUGUCAACUAUGCAAAAAAAGGAUCACAAUCAGUUAUGGCUUGGAUUACAAAAUGACAAGUUUGAUCAGUUUUGGGCUAUCAACAGACGUCUUAUGGAGUCACAUGGUGAUAAUGAUGGAUUCAAACACAUACCACUUAGGAUUUAUACUGAUGAUGGUGUAUACAAUCAACGCCUUGUCUGUCCUAAAAAUACUGAUAAUAGUAGAAAAACGCUACAACAGAUGAUCUCCGAGCUAUAUCCAGAAAAAUCAAAUGUUAAUCUAAGAACUCAUGGUGUAAUCAUACCUCCAGAAACUCCUCUGCAGUGGCUUUCAGAACAUCUCAGUUACCCUGACAACUUUUUACAUUUGUGUUUAUGCUGAAGAUAUUUGGGUCGUGUAUGCAUGAGUUGUGAAACUAUUUAAUAUUUAUAAGCUUAUGUCACAUGUUCUGUAUCUUUUGAAAAAUGUAUUGAAUUUACAAUUCAGUAUGUAUUGUCUAGUCAAAAAUGUAUACAACAUAACUAUUGUAUUCAUUACGCAUUCUCUGAAUUGUUUAUAAGUAACAGACAUAAUUAUUAAAAGUAUAGUAUUUUACAGUUAAAUCUCUCAUUUAUAAUUAAA
Messenger RNA from Bombyx mandarina (wild silkworm), 1455 nucleotides. RefSeq names its product autophagy protein 5 (gene Atg5). Gene Ontology annotation, molecular function: Atg8-family ligase activity. Gene Ontology annotation, biological process: autophagy of mitochondrion; protein lipidation involved in autophagosome assembly; cellular response to nitrogen starvation. Gene Ontology annotation, cellular component: Atg12-Atg5-Atg16 complex; phagophore assembly site membrane; phagophore. The record is from RefSeq and is a predicted model, not a curated record. NCBI's taxonomy places the organism in Eukaryota, Metazoa, Arthropoda, Insecta, Lepidoptera, Bombycidae.